CACUGUCAUAGCUGUUGUUCCAUUGUUCAUUGCUGUUGUGUUUUCUAGGACAAAGCAAAGAACCUUGCCGUCCUAUCUUGGGAAAGAGGCGCAAUGCACUCCACAGAAGGCAGCCGAACUCAGCAAAAGAAUCUUGAGAGUGAUCGUCAAAGACAUGAGGCCUUUGUCUCUCGUUGAGGGUGAAGCCUUCAUAGAUAUGAUUGAAUAUGCCUGCCCAGGCUUCAAAUGUCCCUCCAGGUGGUGGUUUACCAAGCAGCUGGAGAAAGCAUACCAACGUGUUCUUGACGAUCUGAAGGGAAACUUAAAGAAGAGGUCCUCAAAGAUAACGCUCACCACCGAUGCCUGGACAAGUAUUGCCACGGAGGCAUACCUUGGAGUGACUUGCCACUACAUUAAUGAAAACUGGGAGAUGGUCUCAUUUGUUCUUUGCACAAAGCCCCUUGAGGACAGACACACUGGUGACAACAUCGCUCUCUGGAUUGAGGAGGUCGCUGAGAAGUUUGACUUUUCUCUCCAUGAUGAUGUCCAGGCAAUUGUCCACGAUAAUGCAGCGAACGUUGUGAAAGCCCUUAGAAUCCUUGAGGAGAAGCAUGGUGUUGCCUCACUUCGAUGUGCUGGCCAUACCACCCAGUUGAUUGUCAACCAUGCACUGAAAGAGCCCCGAAUCAACAAGGCACUUGGGGCAGCAAGGAGCCUCGUCACAUACUUCCACAGCAGCGAGGUCGCCACCCUGAAGCUGAAACUCAAACAAGAGCAAAUGGGCACACCGCAACACAAGUUGUCACAGGAUGUACCCAUCAGAUGGAAUAGCUCUUUUUACAUGAUCAAACGCCUCCUUGAGCAGCGGUGGCCUGUAACCGCAACCCUCUCAGACCCAGAGGUCACCAAGGCAGCAAAACACUACCUGGAUAUGAGAGCUGACCAAUGGAGCAUCCUGGGGGACCUACGUCAAGCACUUGAGCCCUUCGAGCAAGCCACCGUCUUCCUGAGUGGAGAGGCAUAUGUCACGGUCUCUGUCCUGCCUCCGCUGGUGAAAGGCCUACAGCAGUCCAUGCAGAAAGCCUUUGAGUCUGCUCAAAUUGCCACCUUCCAAACUGCAGCCGCAGCACAGAUUGCUUCAAGAUGGAAGGUUGAGACUACUUAUGACGAGGACGGGAAGAAUGUGUGCAUCUUCGCCGCGGCCCUUGAUCCGAGAUUCCGAAAACUCAAGUUCCUGUCCACAGACGACAUCCUGAAGGUGAAAAUCAAACUUCAGACCCUUGCACUUGAUGCCAGACGAGUACGAGUGAGGGAAGAGCCUGACUCCCCCAGUGGCCAGCUAGAUCACUCAAGAGGACAGAAGCCAAAGUCUGUCCUGGACACAUUGCUUGGGUCAGAUGAGGAGGAGGAGAUGGAAGAUGACGACCCAGCCCAUGACCAGAGGGAAGAUGCUGUCAGGAAUGAGGUGCUUCUGUACUUUGGGGGGAGAGCCAUUCCAAAGGACAAAAACCCACUCCAAUGGUGGAAAGAAAAUGAAACAAAGUUCCUCUCCCUGGCUGUUGUGGCGAGAUCUUAUCUGGCUGCCCCUGCAACAUCCACACCUUCUGAACGUCUGUUCUCAGCAGCAGGGACCAUUGUGAGCAAAAAAAGAGCAAGCCUCACCAAAGAACACGUGGACAUGCUCACAUUCCUCCACAGUAAUUCAUAG
Messenger RNA from Trematomus bernacchii (emerald rockcod), 1687 nucleotides. Its product is annotated as zinc finger BED domain-containing protein 1-like. Lineage: Eukaryota; Metazoa; Chordata; Actinopteri; Perciformes; Nototheniidae. The transcript has 3 exons. Gene Ontology annotation, molecular function: protein dimerization activity. The record is from RefSeq and is a predicted model, not a curated record. The coding region runs from base 155 to 1687 and encodes 510 amino acids.